GUUAUCCCCCUAUACCAAUUUAGGUACUUAUAAAUGUAUUAAUACAAACAUACAAGAUGGUUUGAACAACGUGGAUCCAAUGUGUGACGGAAUAGAGGUAGAAUCCUACCGGGAUACAGGUCACGUCCUAAUCGAUUGGAUUCAGGAGUACUGUGAUACGGAAUCUGAUACCGGAAGAUGUAAUGCACGUAAUAGGAUACUGAUAUCAGUUGUUGACGGGAAUGCGGCGAAGUUUGUUCAACUGCUGCUAACUGCCUUCCAAGAUGUCGCUUCAAUUAGACAACCUAAAGAUGACGAUGUGGCACGUAAGAAGAAUUUUGUGAAACUAUUUUAUGAAAUCGCAUCUCGGAGUGAACAUCUAGAUUACGGUGAUGCGGUAAUGCCGUUUUUAGCAGAAUGCUUAGAUCACAAAGUAUGUAUUCACUACGCCAUAGUAUCGAUGCGUGCCCUGCUGCAACGUCAUGUCACUUUAUCUAAGGUAGACCAUGAGUUGCUAGUGCGUUUGCAAAGUUUCUAUGAUACCGCAUUGUCGUAUAACAUAGCAUCCUUGGCGCAGCAACCACGUAUAGACUUUUUGUGGAUUACUCAGUUCUUACUGGACUCUUACAAGAGGGUUGGCCAAGUUUGUCCGAAGCAUGUAAUAAAGCAAUUUUGUCGUGUCGUUGUUGGUGAGAAGGAUCCACGUAACCUGUUGUUGUUGUUUGACAUACUGGUGACGUUCGCAGGCUUCGAUUCAGAUGAUGAGGAUAUUGACAUAUUAUCGCAAGUGUACACCGCAUAUUAUCCUAUACAGUUCAUUCCGCCUAAAAACGAUGUUAUUGGUAUUACUCCUAUGGAAUUGAAAGCAGCUCUUCUGCGUGUUUUCAAGGCUAGUCACAAAUUUGGCAAGCAUUCUCUGGAGGUGAUUAUCGAUUGCCUUUAUUCAGGUUACGCCAGCAAAGAGGAGCAUGCUACUGUCAUAGCAGACGCCCUAAGAUACUUUAAUGAAUGUUUGCCUGUAUAUGGGCAGAAAUGCUACACGGCGCAUUUAGAUUCCCUUUUGGAUGUAUUCACAUCCGAGUUCCUCCAGGUCUCAAGGGAGGAAUCAACUGACCAUAUACCAAUUCCAUUGGACUUGGUCACUACUACAGACCAGGAUACCCCUACAAUAAGCGAGUGUAUAAACGUAUCCUGCGCGAAUAGAAUAGCAAAGGCCUAUUACAACGGUUGGGCAUCAGUCUCAAAGCAGCUUAAACUGUUUGGUGAGGUAUUGAAAUUCUAUUUGCAGUCCGUUGAUAUACAUUCUUGUAAAGAUCGCAUUGUGAGGUUUUUAGUGGAACUCCGCGAUCAGCUUGUCGCAGAAGCCUCCAAGUAUCCCGAUGCCAAUGUACACGCAGCAUACUUUUUGGAUAUCUUAUCGGGUAUAGAACCACUCCACAGACUGUUACUAGAUCAUGUCGCUCUACCUCUGUGUAGCGCUGUGAUCGUAAGCUAUGCGGACUACGACAAAGGCCAAAUGUCGGAAUCUGACCUUCAUGCUGAGCUAAGUAGAAUCGUUCCCAUCCUGGGGAAUACACUGUUUCCAAAAAUAGUGGGUUUAAUAAAGCACCCAUUGAAGCAUGAACAUGCAAAUGGAAUCACAUUAGCAGGUCUAUGCUGUAUACGUCUUAACGACAUGGAGCUAUUUAGCGCCGGGUUGCGAUUGGUCACUCUGGCAGUAACUGCAUCAAAAACUGCCAUGGUGGAGCAAGUACUCACUCAUUGUUUAAAGGAAUCGGGGGUUAUAUCAGGUACUACACCGGUUUGUGGUAACCAGCGCAUAAAACUAUAUGCUGAAGCCUUUAUAGCCAUGUUCAAGGCGCACUUCUAUGACUCAGGGUUUGUGUUAAAUGCAGUGCAAAGAGUGUCGGAUAGCAUCCUAUCUACUCUAGAUAUAGAAGACACUGUAAAGGCUUAUGUAAUGACAGACGUCGAUAUAUCGCGCGAACUGGCUGAAAUCAUGGCCAUAACUAUUGACAAAUGUGAGGAUGUAUCGGUGGUUAACGGGAUAGUGGACGCUUUGACUAAAUGCUUCGUUUAUGUUUGUGAAAACCCUGGAUCUACAAUCACCACUUUUGUUGCUAUCCUAUCACUGGCUCUAACGGCUAACCCCAAUAAGGUAGCACCUAGACUCGGGGAACUAUUAUCGUACGACACGUUACUGCGUUACUAUAAAACCUUGAUUGUACAGGGAAAUCCAACAGCCGGUCUAUUGAAGUUCGGUACUACAAUAAUACCGCAAUAUAUGUCAAUAGUCCUGAUAAGCCAACCAAGUAUUUCGGUGGAACGACUCUUAGCAGAUGGACUCGGUAUGCUAAUUCCAGUGUUGAUAGUGAAUCCAAAUGACGAUAUGGUGGAUGUUCUGGUUGGAUACUCUAGAACCAAAGGGGUUAGUACCGCAGAAAUGGAAAUGAUCGGCCUUGUACUACAUCGCUGGAUAACUGGGCAUUUGGAAAUAACAAAUAGUGCCAUGUAUAACGAUGGUUUGGCCGUCGAUCUGGAGGAAGACAACGCACAAUUAAUGGAAGAAGACAAACGAAGACACAAUCGUUUGGAACGAGUAGUUACAUCUGGGCUCCAUCCUUGUGCCAUGGUUUAUAUCCUAGAAGCAAUGAAUUACAACACAGCUGUGGGUUUGGGAUUAGGCAGUUAUAUAAAGUCACUACCCCUAACCUGCCUAAUGGCGUUCGUAUCACGGAUGUGCCCCUUCGUACCAGAUAAACUCGCGGCCAAUAUGGAGUUAUGCGGAUUUAACUUGAAGAGUACAGGAACCGGGAUGCUGUCGUAUAACGACCUAUUCCUAACGGAUGGUACACAAAUCGAACAGUUACCCUAUGUCGAAAAGAUGCAAUACAAAUUUGUCAAGGCCCAUUGUAACGUAGGUACCACGAGUGACAUGCGUUUGGUUAAAUGGCUAAUUGAAAUUUUGGCACCAAUAAACCGGGAUUUAAACUCAUUGGUGGCUAUAGCAACUAUUUUGCUUCACAUGGAUGAUGGGCUACUGACCAGUGAGUAUGCAAACAUUGUAAAUGUUAUACUGCAACAAUAUGUAGAACUAGGCAAUAACCUGGAUCAUAUAAAAAUAACUGCGCUACAAACACCUGAAUUGGGCCUUCAAAAAACUUCCAAAGAUGAUACAAAUGCAUAUGAAACGUGGCUGCAACAUGAAUUCUUUUUCUUGAGCCAGAUAAUUUUGCUGAGGAUUCUAUGCCAACAUGAAGAUGACGACGCUAACAAGCGCACAUUUGUAUAUUAUCCGGUACAAAGCCAAGAUAAUGUUAUGAAAAAGGAUCGAAAUCCAGCUUUGUGCCUAGAAGUUGACCAGUGGGAACGUUUUGUCGAUGGCGCUGUAAACGUCGCUAUUAAGACAGCCGUACCCAUAUGCCGCAUACUGGCUAUACUUAUCGUACACUGUGUUGUUACACAGUCGCCUAAAACUAUACCGGGCACAUACUGCAAAGCUGUUAUGAAGCGUAUGAGCCAGUGUCUGGGAGAUAGAUGCCAACAGGCUCGCAUGGUAGCAUUAACUUGUAGACAUAAGUGGCUUCAAAAAUAAUAUUAGCAUUAAAAUGUAUAGACAUCCCUAUGC
Messenger RNA from Babesia bovis T2Bo, 3607 nucleotides. RefSeq names its product DNA repair/transcription protein MET18/MMS19 domain protein. Gene Ontology annotation, biological process: iron-sulfur cluster assembly. Gene Ontology annotation, cellular component: cytosolic [4Fe-4S] assembly targeting complex. The transcript is spliced from 2 exons. The record is from RefSeq and is a predicted model, not a curated record. The coding region runs from base 80 to 3574 and encodes 1164 amino acids. Lineage: Eukaryota; Apicomplexa; Aconoidasida; Piroplasmida; Babesiidae.